CCGACAACAACAACUUGGAGAGCCCCAACUGGCAGUCCUUCCACCCGACCCUGCGCGAGAGGAACGCGCUGAUGUUCAACAACGAGCUCAUGGCUGACGUCCACUUCAUCGUGGGGCCUCCGGGAGCGGCCCGCAGGGUGCCCGCCCACAAGUACGUCUUGGCCGUCGGGAGCUCCGUCUUCUAUGCCAUGUUUUAUGGCGACUUGGCAGAAGUUAAGUCAGAAAUCCACAUCCCCGACGUUGAGCCCGCAGCUUUCCUAAUCUUGUUAAAGUACAUGUACAGUGACGAGAUUGAUCUGGAAGCCGACACGGUGCUGGCCACUCUCUAUGCUGCCAAGAAGUACAUUGUGCCCGCACUAGCUAAAGCCUGUGUCACUUUCCUGGAGACGAGCCUAGAAGCCAAAAAUGCUUGUGUCCUCCUGUCCCAGAGCCGGCUGUUUGAGGAGCCUGAGCUGACCCAGCGAUGCUGGGAGGUCAUCGAUGCUCAGGCGGAGAUGGCUCUGAGGUCUGAAGGCUUCUGUGAGAUUGACUGGCAGACGCUGGAGAUCAUCGUGAUGCGGGAGGCCCUCAACGCCAAGGAGGCCGUGGUCUUCGAGGCCGUCCUGAGUUGGGCGGAGGCAGAGUGCAAGAGGCAGGGUCUGCCAGCCACCCCGCGCAACAAGAGGCACGUCCUGGGGCCCGUCCUCUACCUGGUCCGAAUUCCAACCAUGACCCUGGAGGAGUUCGCCAACGGCGCUGCGCAGUCGGACAUCCUGACGCUGGAGGAGACCCACAGCAUCUUCCUGUGGUACACGGCCGCCAACAAGCCCCUCCUCAACUUCCCCCUGACCAAGAGGAAGGGCCUGGCCCCGCAGCGCUGCCACCGCUUCCAGUCCUCCGCCUACCGCAGCAACCAGUGGCGCUACCGCGGACGCUGCGACAGCAUCCAGUUUGCUGUGGACAGGAGGGUGUUCGUAGCGGGGCUGGGCUUGUACGGCUCCAGCUCGGGGAAGGCCGAGUACAGCGUGAAGAUUGAACUGAAGCGGCUGGGCGUGGUCCUGGCUCAGAACCGGACGAAGUUCGUCUCCGACGGCUCCAGCAGCACCUUCUCCGUCUGGUUUGAACAUCCUGUGCAGGUGGAGCAGGACACCUUCUACACGGCCAGCGCUGUCCUGGACGGCAGCGAGCUCAGCUACUUUGGGCAGGAAGGCAUGACAGAAGUGCAGUGCGGGAAGGUGACCUUCCAGUUCCAGUGCUCCUCGGACAGCACCAAUGGGACAGGGGUGCAGGGCGGGCAGAUCCCGGAGCUCAUCUUCUACGCCUGAGGUGGCGUGGGGGUUCCGGGAGGGGCGCCGGGAAGAGGAAGGGACGUGCAGGAGGCUGUGCUACCCCUUCAUCCCCGCCGACUGCCCCGCUGACCUCAUUAAAGACCUUGCUUAGUUUGCA
This is a messenger RNA of Suricata suricatta (meerkat), 1425 nucleotides long. RefSeq names its product BTB domain containing 6 (gene BTBD6). Gene Ontology annotation, biological process: neurogenesis. The transcript has 4 exons. Gene Ontology annotation, cellular component: cytosol. Lineage: Eukaryota; Metazoa; Chordata; Mammalia; Carnivora; Herpestidae. Gene Ontology annotation, molecular function: protein binding. The coding region runs from base 72 to 1304 and encodes 410 amino acids. The record is from RefSeq and is a predicted model, not a curated record.